AUGAGGAGCAUAUUGGAAGAGUCGAUGCUGGAAACGCGCAACAUGCCUCUCGAAAAUCGACCGCGACUUCCCCGCAUACCCCUUAGCAAGCGAAAUCGGGCUGUCGUGCGGGCUCUUAACCCAAUGCUGGUGACCUAUUUGGAAGCCAGCCGGGACCUUUGCGAGACGGAUUCAAUUCUUUUAGGCGCCGCACUGGCAGUAUGCCGUAUUAUUGGCGCCAAACUUCCCGUGGCUGGACGUGCUACUCAAAAAAGUAGCGCCAUCCCAGCCUGGAGAAAAAGAAUCGAGGACCGUAUCGCAAAGGCAAGGGCCCUUAUCGGCAGACUGACAAGCUUCAGGUCGGGUAAUAAUAGACCGAGGAUUAUGCGCACCGUUAGGAUGGCGUUUGCUGGGACAAAUAUCAGUUUGUCCCAGCCGGAUAUCACGCAAAAACUAACGGAGCGCAUAGAUGACCUGAAGCAAAAAAUCGCUGCUUGGGGGAAGCGGAUUCGACGAUUUAGCGAGAGGUCAAGGUGGUUCAACCAGAAUCGUCUCUUCCAGAGUGAUCAGAAGAGGCUCUAUAAAUCAUUGGAGCGACCAGAGGUAUGUGGAGCGGGCCCAGGACCGGAUCAGGCUGACACUGUCGCAUUUUGGCGUGGCCUGUGGUCAGAGCCCGUAAACCACAGCGAGGGCCCUUGGAUGGAAGUUGUGGCGAGCCAGAAUGCAAGUGUUACGCCUAUGGACCCCGUCGCCAUAACGCCUGAAGACGUGGCUGAGGCGGUCCGUAGGGCCCCGAACUGGUAA
Messenger RNA from Parnassius apollo (apollo), 783 nucleotides. Lineage: Eukaryota; Metazoa; Arthropoda; Insecta; Lepidoptera; Papilionidae. The record is from the annotation of a GenBank genome assembly.